GCAAAGCAGGGAAGAGAAGAAAUCAUACAGUCCCUUCGAGUCUCAAAUGCAUUACAGGGGAUUUUGCAUAAAGAGACUCUGCAGCCUCAGCAACAAGAAUGAAAUAGCAAGGAUUUCUGUUACUGAUGUGGUAAGAUAGGGCAUUGAACAGCAAGGUGAUGAUGAGAACUCACUGGCUGCUGGAAGCUUUGCGGGCUGGUACAGCAGACUGCCAAAUGUAGCCAGUAAUGAAAUGCUGAUUUCCUCUCAGAUCCUGAUGUGACAAGACAGCAUGGAGUUCAAAAGAGGAAAGACCUUCAUAAAAUCUAGCAUGCAGCUGACCCAUGAGAAAUUACCUUUGGUGGGCUUGAGUCCUAGAGAAAAGGAUGAUGUAAGUACAGAAGCUAAAGAAAGGCAUAACCCUGAAGUUCAAACCCAAAAAACAAGUUUUUCUGCAGACAAAAGUGAAAGGUCAGCAAAGACUGGGUCUAGCGAGAGCAUCCUGUUGCUCCCAGAAUCUGUCUACAAACCUGUACGGAAAAGUAAAACUCAUGACUGUGUUCUAGGUGUAGACAAAACUGAACAAUGCAGCUACGAUGACAACAUCUCUGAGAAGAGUACUGCAGCUCCUCGAAGAACUAAAGGGCGACUCAUCAAUAGUGCCAGCUUUUCUGGACUAGGGAACAUGCAGAAUUCUAAUGGUAAGAAGGAAUCUGCUGUUAGUUCAAGCAAUUUCUUGAACAGCACACAGCAGAUGAUUGAUUACAGGAACUUUGUCCCACAGAUGCCCUUUGUGCCAGCGGUUGCAAAAAGUAUCCCUAGGAAGAGGAUUUCCCUGAAGCGAUCAAAAAAAGGUCUGCGGGACAUAUUUCACAUUAAAAAAAAUAAGCCAGAGAGUCUUGCUUUGUUGUCAGAGAAGCAAAAAAGACUGCCAUUACCAGGGUACAAGUCAGAAUUGGCAGGCAGGUUUGGUAAAUACUUCUUCAGAGCCGGAGAAACCUUUUCUGCUGACUGCUUGGCACAAGAUUUUUCCGAUGGUGACAUGCUGUCGGAGUCCUCCUAUGAGUAUUCCAGUGCUCUCUGCGAAGAUGUUGCUUCCCUGAAGAGCUUUGAUUCUCUUACUGGAUGUGGAGAGAUCUUUGCAGAUGAGAGCUCUGCUCAGAUGGAACUGGAGGUCAGCAAAGAAAUCUUGCUGAGGCAAUCGCAACAGAAAGAGAACCCUUCUAUGGGAUCCUUCCAAGGUGGUGUGGAACAGCUUGCCUCCCCUGCUCAAAAUGAGGCAGCUGACUUUGCUAAACUUUGGGACAACAUCAACAAAUCGGUGCAACUGCACCAGAAGACGUUGUUUGAUAGAAGGCUACUGAAAAUACCCAGUAGUGAACUGGGAAAGGCUACAAAUGAGACCGAUGCCUCAGUGACUGAAUUGCUUUCUUCCCCUGACUCUUCCAAAGAGAGUUCCAUAGACACAGGGACCCCAAAGAGUGACAACCAGGAAUCCAUGUCUACCAGUGAUGAAGGAUACUAUGAUUCAUUUUCUCCUGGGCAAGAUGAUGAAAUAAGGGAUGAUCAGUCCCCUGGGGCACCAAAUAGAUUUCCAAGAGACAGUUAUAGUGGGGAUGCCCUCUAUGAGCUAUUCUAUGAUCCCAAUGAAACCCAAAUCAGCCCAGUCCUAGAUGAUGACCUAUGCAUGUCUGAAAGCAUUUCAGAAAAGGCCACUGACAUACCUUUGUCAAUUUACAGUUUUCAUGUAGGAUCAGAAGAAAAUAUGGCUUCCCAACCAGCCGUUGAUAUCAUCAGCCAGGGUUUUCUUCAAAGCACAUGGAAAGGCAAGGAAUGCUUGCUUAAGCUCUGUGACACAGAACUUUCCCUAACCAUGGGGAUUAUCAAUUGGUUGAGGAAAAACCCAGGACUGAUUUCUCCCCAAGACUUUCCCAAGAGUCCUCAGUCACAACUGGAGAAAGAUGGUGAGCCAAUGCCUUCUAGCCCUAGCACAUGCCAGAACAUGUACAAAACAUCUCUGGAGGGAGAUAAAAAGAGCCCAGAGGCAUUCUUAAUUGACAGCAAAAAUGGAACCCUGACACAUUCAGCAGAUAGAUCUGAAAAUGACCACAGUGAUAUUCUUUCAUGUAGCUCGACUCAAGAAUGUUCUCAAGAAAGGGAAGGAAAUCUGAGUGCAAUGUCUGGGCUCACAACAGAUAACAGUUCAUCAUGCAACAUACAGAGAACACUGGACAGUUGGGAUGAUCUACUGAUGACGAGUUCAUCAGAUAUGGAGAAGACGUCUCUUUUAGAAGAAUGCAUAGAUCCUAGCACUGAAACUCUGUCACUAGAAGUCCUAAAUCUGGAGACAAUUUCCCAGAUUGAUGAUAAUCCUCUGGCCAUGGAUAACCAUGAUGCAGAGUCAUGUUCUUCUUACAUGACAGCGGCAACCUCCCCAGAUUCUCUAGAGACUGGAGAUGAAAGUGAGACACAGGAUCAGUCCUGGUCUAUUGCAUGUGAUAAACCAACGGAGACACUGACUGUUAGUCACUCCCAAAGCCACAUCAGCCAGACACCAAAGGAGAGUGACACGAACGUAAUGCAGCUUUUGGACCAUUGUGUCACUCAGGUUGCUUUCCUAAAGAUCAGUUAUGAUCCUGAAAACAAGCCCUUGGAAGACAAAUGUACUGGGAAUGAAGUGAGCAAUAAUAUUGGCACAAUGGAUCAAGUAAAAAAACAAGUACUGUUGCAAAAUGAAUGUAGCUGCAUAGCUUCAAGCCCCAAAGAUCCCCCCACCCAUAAUUCAAAUGAAUGUCAUGUUAAGAUAAACAGCAGUGCCAACACUCCAUAUCUUAUGAAUCAAAAGGAAGGUCUAAUUUGUUCCGAUCAGAAAAAUGCCAGUAUCCUAGACUGUAUGGGUCCAGUUGCAAAAAACAAAGUAGCUUUUGAAUAUGCCCAGCUGAAUAAUCAAGCCCUGUCUUACAUCAAAGAUUUCAGAUUUGAACUCAGUACUCAAAACACUGCUGGCAUGGCACAUAUUUACAGACCCACAUUUUUACCACUCUUCAGCUCCAUCUGCUCAGAUACAACUGAUGACUAUUCACAGUCUUUCUACAGAAAGAACAGUUCGCUGGAGAAGAAUUCACAAGAUCCUGAAAAUAAGGUUACACCAAGCAGUCCAUCUUUACAUGGUUAUUUGAAAUUCCACUGUAAAGUAUUGCCACAGGCAGCCACUAAUCCACUUCUGGAGGGUGCUACCAAAGAAAGCACAGUGAUUGAGAAGAAUCCUGAAUAACUUCCUGCCAUAAGAUGCAACUCUAAAGAAUCUUGUUCCCAAAAUAACAAUUCCUCAUCUGUAUUUGAAUGAGGUAAGAAACUGGUGUAAUCAGUGACAAACACCCCAUGAAAAUACUGCUGUGGAUGUAAGAGGUGUUCCUAACCUCUUACUAGAAGAAUGUGGAUUUCAGUGAACUCAGUAUUGUUAUUCAUGGCACUUGGACACAUGGCAUAUGUGCAAUGUUUGGGUUUUGAUGCAUGCCACAAAUUUGAUUAUAUUGAGGCCAAUGAAAGCACUAGUUUUAUUUUUGAAUGUGAAUGUAUGCCAAAACUUGAUUCUGAUGUUUUAGGUAAUGUGGCAGGGGCGGGAUUUCAGUUUUUUGGAACAAUUGCCAUAUUGUGGUAUUCUGUUGAAGGCAAUGCGCCAGUACAGGUAUGGUGUUCACACAUGCAGAAGUAGGCUUCUGUGUCUGUGUUCCCAGCUGCAUAAUGAACUCUGCAUGUAAAUAAAUGCUGCACACUUUUUUCCUUUGACUGAAACCCCAUUGAGAAGUAGGUCCCAGUUAGAUGAUCAUCAGCAAUAUAUCUGGAGGAGCUAGGCUUCUGCUUCCGCAUACCUUUCCCAUUCCUUUCCCUAAAUUCAGGCAAAUUUCCCUAGCCCCUUUUCAGCCCAGAGAAAUGGCUAUGUGGUUUCUCAAAGCCUAAGUUGCACAGAAGAAGACUUUACACCAUUGGAUUUAUGCUGAUUUAUUAACCAGCCCCCUGUUUCUAAACAUUUGUGCAAGCGUUAUCUGCUCACAACAUCAUUAUGACAUGGUUGGUAUGCCCUAUCUAGGCCAAACUAGAUAUGAUGGCAGAAGAUCUAUGUAUUUCAAUCCAGUUCUGCUACACUUACAUAGAUAGUGGUCAGUGCCAGCCCAAGGAUGGGUGGUACCCCAGGUGAGGUCUGGCUUCGGUACCUCCUGUCCCCUCCGCCCACGUGGGCAGGUGCCUCUUGGUGGGCAGGUGGGCGGUCCCCAUUGUCUACCCAGCCACCCACUUGCUCUCCUUGCUGCCUAUGCCUGCCGUGACAUAAUAUAAUGACAUUGUUACACAAUGCGGCAUCAUGAUUAUAAUGUUCCAUGGCAGAGGUUAGGAGAGCUGGUCUUGUAGUAGCAAGCAUGACUUGUCCCCUUAGCUAAGCAGGGUCCACUCUGGUUGCAUAUGAAUGGGAGACUAGAAGUGUGAGCACUGUAAGAUCUUCUCCUCAGGGGAUGUAGCCGCUCUGCAAAGAGCAGAAAGUUCCAAGUUCACUCCUUGGCUUUUCCAAGAUAGGGCUGAGAGAGAUUCCUACCUGCAACCUUGGAGAAGCCACUGCCAGUCUGUGACAACACUGAGCUAGAUAGACCAAUGGUCUGACUCAGUAUAUGGCAGCUUCCUAUGUUCCAGUCAGCAGCAGCAGGAGUGGCAGACAAAGGUGGCGAGGAGAGCAAGUAUGCAGCCAGGCAGGCAACAGGGAUGGGGAGUGCACACUCGCUUCGACAAUGGGAGGUGCAUGCUCAUGAGGGCUCCUGUGUAGGUGGCAUGUGAUGUAGGCCUUGGGCACCCCUCCCCAUUUAACACCCUGGGUGGCUGCUUAGUUUGCCUCAUGGCUGGGCUGGCCCUGAUAGUGGUGUGUGUGUGUCCUGGUUUAAGGAGCAAAAGGGUGAGGGAAGCUGAAUCUUAAAUCUCCUGCAACUUACCCUCCUGCAGCCCUUGUCCAUACAGUGAGGGAAAUAAGUAUUUGAUCCCCAGCUGAUUUUGUCCAUUUGCCCUCUGACACAGAA
Messenger RNA from Hemicordylus capensis (graceful crag lizard), 5039 nucleotides. RefSeq names its product APC membrane recruitment protein 3 (gene AMER3). The transcript has 4 exons. Gene Ontology annotation, biological process: regulation of canonical Wnt signaling pathway. Gene Ontology annotation, molecular function: beta-catenin binding; phosphatidylinositol-4,5-bisphosphate binding. Gene Ontology annotation, cellular component: plasma membrane. The record is from RefSeq and is a predicted model, not a curated record. NCBI's taxonomy places the organism in Eukaryota, Metazoa, Chordata, Lepidosauria, Squamata, Cordylidae. Bases 272 to 3253 code for a protein of 993 amino acids.